AUGGGUGUCCCGGCACUGUUUCGCUGGCUUAGCAAAAAGUACCCUAAAAUUGUAUUGCCUGUAGUCGAGGAGGAAGAGGUGAAAGUACCGGAUGCCGAAGGCAAUGAAAUUGCGAUCCCCGUGGACAUUUCGCACCCUAAUCCGAACGGCAUGGAGUUUGACAACUUGUAUCUGGACAUGAAUGGUAUUGUCCAUCCCUGUACGCACCCGGAGGGCAAGCCUGCUCCGGAAACUGAAGAGGAAAUGAUGGUGGAAAUUUUCAAGUACACCGAGCGCGUCGUCAACAUGAUUCGGCCUCGUCGGUUGUUGUUCAUGGCUAUAGAUGGUGUUGCUCCUCGCGCUAAGAUGAACCAGCAACGGUCCAGACGAUUCCGUUCUGCGCAGGAAGCAAAAGAAAAAGAGGAGGCUCGGAAGGAAGCCGUCGCCAUGUGGGAAGCUAUGGGGAAGACUCUUAGUGAUGAAGAAAAGAAUAAGAGACCGUGGGAUUCGAAUGCCAUCACUCCUGGUACACCCUUUAUGGAUCUUCUUGCAACAUCUUUGCGUUACUGGGUAGCAUACAAGAUGAGCACAGACCCCGGUUGGAAACAAAUGGAAGUAAUCAUAUCCGACGCAAGCGUUCCCGGCGAAGGAGAACAUAAAAUUAUUGAGUGGAUCAGACGUCAACGGUCAAAUCCUGGGCACGAUCCCAAUACUCGCCAUGUGAUAUAUGGAUUGGACGCGGAUCUGAUCAUGCUCUCACUAGCUACUCAUGAACCUCAUUUCAGAGUUUUGCGGGAGGAUGUUUUCUUCCAAGAAGGUAGUCGCACAGCGUGCCGAAUAUGCGGUCAAGAAGGACACUAUGCUGCACAAUGUACUGGAGAGAAGGCAUCUAUCAAAAAGACUCCUCCGGAGAAGAAACCUUUCCUUUUCCUCGAUGUUUCUAUCUUGCGCGAGUAUCUUGAAGCCGAGCUUAAAGUGUCACAGGCGCCUUUCCCGUUCAAUCUUGAGCAAGCGAUUGAUGACUGGGUGCUGCUCAUCUUCUUCGUCGGGAACGAUUUCUUGCCUCACUUGCCAUCACUUGAGAUCAGAGAGGGAGCCAUAGAUAUACUGCUGAAGAUUUGGCGAGAUGAAUUACCAAGGAUGGGUGGCUAUAUGACCAAUCAUGGUCAUGUCGAGUUGUCGAGAGCCCAGAUUAUUCUUGAGGGUCUUGCAAGGCGUGAGGACGAGAUUUUCCGGCGAAGGCGUGAAGCGGAAGAACGUCAAGACCAGAGUGCGAAGCGUCGUAAAUUGGACAAGAACGUAACAACUAAUGGCUCUUCUGUCGGGCCCUCAUCGUCCCUUAAUCUGACCGUGCCUCCUACUGCUCCGUCUAAAACGUUGAUGCCACUUACUCAUCAUCCGCUACCUCCUCGACCCGUCACCACUGAUUUUGCCGUCAAAGCAGAUAGCAUCGGCCUCGGCGGGCCUAAGUCUGUCCAAGCUGUACAGCUUGCGCCCACUGCUGCUCAAGCGUUGGCGGGUUCUAACCAUGAUGUUGUCGCGAAUCGGCGCUUCAUUCGCAUGGCGAAUAUGAGUGCUGCUGAGAUGCUCAAGGCCGAACUGGCUGGUCUAACGCCGUUGAAGCCGUCAUCGCCGUUAAAAUCAGGCGGCUCAGCAUCUACGCCUUCUACACCAUCUGUUCCCCCACCUGCUGAGACUUCGCAGACAUCAUCUGUGGUCAGACAUUCCCCCAUCGUUGCCGAGAGCAGUGCAUCAAUGACCUCGAAAGAAGUGGUAGCAGUUGAUGCUGAUGCCGAAGGAGAGCCUGAUGCUGAUGUCACACCUAUGGAAGAUGACACUACUCUUAACGAUAACGCAAACAGUUCUGUGCUUGGCAAACGAAGUAUUGAAGAGGUUGAAAACGAUGAAGAGGAGGAAGAUCUCGGUUCCGACGAUGAUGCACCUCCGGACGCGUCGGACGCUUUAGCAUACAAGGUGAAUGCUGACGGAACCGUCGAGCAGGAAGAUUUGGUCAAGUUAUGGGAGCCUGGAUAUAAGGAACGAUAUUACCGACAGAAGUUCGGCGUGGAGUAUAGUGAUGUUGCGUUCAGAAAGGAGGUUACGAAGCAUUAUGUUGAAGGCAUCGCUUGGGUGCUACACUAUUACUACCAAGGGGUUCCUUCAUGGCAGUGGUACUACCCAUAUCAUUUUGCGCCUUUCGCUGCCGAUUUUGUAGAUGUCAAGACGAUGGACAUCAAGUUCAAUCCUGGCCAACCUUUCAAGCCAUUUGAGCAACUGAUGAGCGUCUUCCCAGCUUCUAGUCGUCAACACAUUCCAAGUGUCUUCCACGAACUCAUGUUGAACCGGACAUCACCAAUCAUCGACUUCUAUCCGGCUACAUUUCAAAUCGACAUGAAUGGCAAGAGGAUGGCGUGGCAAGGCGUAGCACUCCUCCCAUUUAUUGAUGAGAAGCGUCUGCUUGAAGCCAUGAGCCCUCGUUAUCCCGAUAUGACUGACGCGGAGAGGCGGCGCAACACAUUGGGGAAUAAUGUCAUAUAUGUGUAUGAAGAGCAUUCUUUAUAUCCGUCUUUGGAGGCUUUGUACGGCAAGCGUAAGAGCAAGGAGCCCGUACCCAUAAACGUCAAGGCGAGCAAAGGAUUAUGUGGAAGCCUGCUUCCGAAUCCCGAUUGCACACCUGGAGCAAACUAUUACUGCCCUCUCCCUAAUCAGGGCCUUCCUGACAUCAAGAACGACCGAUCACUCUCUGCUUUCUACUUCUUUCCCAAGCAACUGACUCCCCAUCGCUCUAUUCUACUGCCCGGUGUUAAGAGGUCGCACCCUGUCCUUACAGAAGCUGAUCGAGAGACUGCAAGGCGUGGAGGUCGCGGCCGUGGACGAGGUGACCACGGAUCGUCGCGGAAUGGUCGAGGGCCGCCGUAUGGUGGACCCCCUUCCUAUAAUUCUGGUUCCCACAACAAUGGUCGCCACUUCGAAAGUCGAGACAAUGAUUAUCAACAUGGAGGGUCGUACAACCAGUCCUACCAGCAAACAUCUUAUGCGCCGCACCAGCAACAAUCUUAUCGAGGUCAAGGAGCUCGAGGCGGCCAGCAGUACUACGGCGCGUCAGCAGGAAGCCGUGGUCGCGGUGCACCAAGGGGUCGUGGCUAUGACACUCCGCAUGAUGGUGGGUAUACGAAUGGCCCAGGGGGCUAUGGUACAGGGUCCAGGGGUGGGUACGGAGGGUAUGGAGGAAGUGGAUAUGUUGCCCCGAAUGGAUACGGUGGUGGUAGUGGAUAUGGGAGCUAUGGCGGAUACAAUGGACCUCCCCAGAACCGUGGUGGAUACAACCCCAGCUCAUAUGGUAAUCCGCAGGGCAGUUCGUACAACGCCAGAGGGAGAGGACGAGGACGAGGGGGACGGUAUUAA
Molecule: messenger RNA, 3384 nt
Organism: Sparassis crispa
Lineage: Eukaryota; Fungi; Basidiomycota; Agaricomycetes; Polyporales; Sparassidaceae
Product: 5'-3' exoribonuclease 2
Exons: 15
Coding region: 1-3384 (1127 amino acids)
Biological process (GO): nuclear-transcribed mRNA catabolic process
Cellular component (GO): nucleus
Molecular function (GO): zinc ion binding; RNA binding; 5'-3' RNA exonuclease activity
Source: RefSeq, a predicted model, not a curated record